This is a messenger RNA of Macrosteles quadrilineatus (aster leafhopper), 3157 nucleotides long. Its product is annotated as constitutive coactivator of peroxisome proliferator-activated receptor gamma-like. The transcript is spliced from 11 exons. The record is from RefSeq and is a predicted model, not a curated record. Gene Ontology annotation, cellular component: nucleus. Bases 240 to 2066 code for a protein of 608 amino acids. Lineage: Eukaryota; Metazoa; Arthropoda; Insecta; Hemiptera; Cicadellidae.
AGUGUUCACUGUUCAGUUACAGUUGUGCGUUUUCAAUUUGUCUGCGCCAGAGUUUGUUGUUGUUUAUGUUUUGUCAGAGGUUAUGUAAAUAGAAGAAACAGAAAGGACGAAGAAAUUUACAGAAAUGGCUUUGGGCUGUCUGGGUGCAAUAGUUACAGAAAAUAAUGCCCAACUAAAUUAAUUUAGUAGUAAGCCUACAGUUCCUAUGAGGUUCCUUUUGCCCCCCAAUAGUAGUACAAAUGGGAAUUAGAGGACUUCAGUUUUACUUGGAAAAAUGUUGUCAACCUGCAUCUCAGCGAGUCAGUAUAGAAGAUAUGGUUCAAGAAUAUAGAAAUUGGUACCAGUUGCCCUUCGAUCAAGAGUUAGUUAUUGUAGUAGAUGGAAAUUCCUGUAUACGCCAUUUGUACGGAGAUCUAGAAUGGAUUGGAGGUGGUCAGCUGAAACAAUAUGGAGAAAAGGCACAAUUUUUCGUCAACCAGUUUGCCAGAUUGGGAGUGCGGCUUGUAUUCUUUUUUGAUGGACCAACUGUAGAACAAAAGCGAAAAACUUGGAUUGAAAGACGACUUAGUAAACUGGGUUCAAUGUAUCAUGUACUCGAUGCCAUAGAAGAAGGGGUUCCAUCAAGUCAAAUUGAUAGGAGGGCACAUUUCCAUUUGCCACCAGGGAUGGGACAGCUGUCCCGAGUUAUUUUUGAGACGAUAUGUGGAUGUGAGGUAUUCAUAUCUCUAAACGAAUGUGACGAGGAGAUCGCUCACUAUGCCAGGACAAAAAACGCUUUUGCCAUUCUCGGCCAAGACACUGACUUUGUCGUACUAGACAAGAGGGAAGCGUGGUAUUUAUCAAUGGAGAAACUACGAUUGGACGAUAUGACUACAUUGUUGUACGAUCAUAAAGCGUUGGCUCACUACCUGAAAAUUCACGUCACCCAGUUGCCUGUAUUGGCCACAUUGAUGGGAAACGAUAUCAUAGACCACAAAGACAUCAAGGCUUUUCACAUUCGUAUGUUGCAUCAGAGAUUCCCAAGCGAACGGAUUGAUUUCAAAGUCCUCGUGCCAAACUUGGCAAUGUACAUCCGCAAGUUGCCAAUAGGACGUGAUCGUCUUUAUAACAAAACGUACGAGUUGUCAACUCAUUUGUUCGGAACUCCAGAUAAUGCUGAGCAAGUUUGGACGAGCAUUCAAAGCUACGAUGCUGUGUUAACAUCAGAGAGCGAUAUACAUAGUGGCCCAUACAAAGGACACUGGGGCCGGGUGUUGGCUGUGGCUCGCAGACGACAUAAGCGUAAUGAAGCUCCCAGCAUGGUGUACGCUAUCAUGUGCGGCUUACCCUUUGAGAGUUCCACUUCAAUCGAAGACUUCAGGAAAACCGACCUUCCUUGUUUCGCUAAGGCAACAGCAGUUAUCCGACGGAGGAUCUACGGUAUCCUGCUACAAGAGAAGCCACUAGAUCCGGGACAGACGUGUCAUGUCGUCCCAGAAUGGUGUAUGGCGGGACCUGGUAGUCUAGACGAACCCCACUACGCCAAAGCUAUACCUCCGAAAUACCCCCACCCUGGUCUUCUGGCUCUCUGGGCCAAGAAUCGCCAGGACCUAGGAGCUGUGAGAUGGCAACUGUUUGUCUCCAGUGUUUGUCCUGACCUUGAUAUACACAAGAUACGGAGACUACCAACUCAUCUGCUAAUCCCAACACUUGUACUCGCCUUUCUUGAGGAAUUCGGCUGUUUGGAGGAUUGGGAGGUGGCUGCAGUGUUGGCAACCGCAGUUUGUCUUCCACAAUACAAUGUUCAAAGGUUGGCAGCCCUGCCAGGUGACCCUAUGACUACCAGAGGAAUCAGGGUGGCCAACCUUUUAAUGCGGUCGACAUUUGUUAUUUACUUUCUACUGGCAACUUGUGGUUACCCUGAGACUAUAGAGCAUACUGCUCCUUGGUUGUUCUUUGACGGCAAAUUGUUCCACUUGAAGUACAACCAAGCCAUGAAUGCUUGCCCUUUUCCUGUCUUGUACAACCACAGGAAUGACAACCGAAAGUAUUUUGUCCAAGCACAAGACAUCAUUUACAAGCGGUGAAAGAAACAUCACAUGAAAGACUCCAUGACAAUCGUUUGUUAUACGAUAACUAAUGUACCUUAAAUCAAAAAUAUCUUUCAUAAUUUUAUACUCAUUCAUUAUAUUAUAACAAUUUAGUUUAUAAAAUAUUGUAAGAAAAAUGUACAGCUGGUGAUGUCCUAGACUCUAGAAGAUACAGUAUGGGCAAAUUAGUUACUAUUAUUAUUUUUAUUUAUUUAUUUUUAGUAUUUAGUACAACUAGUGAGCAAAGUGACUUUUCUAAAACAAGUUUUCUUGACCUUUCUUAAAAAUACAGUUUUGUUAUAUUAUUUACAUUAUAUUUUGUAUACGAUUUUGGAGUGAGACAACUAAAAAUUAUUGUGCUCAAAAGUACUCUCAACAUUGAGGUUAGGAUGUUUAAAACACAGCUGUGUGUUAAAAGUUGGGACCACGUAAGUUUGCAGUUGAGUGAGGAGCCUAUUUACCACAUGACUUCGAAGGAGCCAAUGAGGACAGUGCUGUGUUGCCAAAUCUAAUAAUAACAGCUGGAGCUGAUUUGAAAAUAUUGUUUAAUAUUUUAAUUAGUGUUGUCAACAGGUGAUAUGGCAACGUCACACUAGCCUUGUCCUGUGAUUGGCUGCUGCCAACUGCAAACUUUCGUGGUCGGACUGUAGUGAUUGGGCUGCAUUAUUGAGGUGGUGCACAUGUGAGCAAUAAUGUCAUUGCCAACUUUAAAUUUGGCUAACAAAAAAUGCUAGCCAAUUACUUUCUUUUUAUAAUUUUAAAAGAUAAUAAUUACUUUGUUGUUAGGUUAAGCAUGUAAGAGUUAAUUUUAUUUUCAUACAGCCCAAUUUCUGUUUAUUUUUAUUCAAUUAUAAUAAAGGUAGCCUAAAUUUUGUUUUGUCAGUUAAGGAGUGAGGUAAAGUAAAAUAUUGAGUUCGUCAGCUGUUUUUGUUUUGCAAACUAACUCAAGUGAAAAUAACCGCUGUAUAUAAAAUUAAUCUGAUCAUUUAAUGUUUACAAGAUUGUUUUGAUUUUUAAGAAUUUUUUGUUUUAGCUGUAAAAUCAAAGUUGUUACAUUUUUGUUGUAAUCAUAUCGAGUUAUUGUUGUU